AUCUCCAGCUAUUUCAGCCCCGGCGCAGCCGCACCAACACACCCGGCAGCACACACUCCUCUCACAGAGGCGCAGGCUGCGUUAGCGCCGUGCUGAAGCCAGCAUGACGGAUUUGUCGGGCUUUUCUUCUCCUGCACGGAUUAGCACGCGUUUCAGCGGCAAUAGAGCAGAAAUAAAACCCAGUGUAGAGUUUGUAGGCCUCGGCCUGGGAUUAAACUCCUGUGAUGGCGCGUUUGAAACGGAUAACGCUAGCAGGAGCGGUCUGCUGUACAUACCCGUCCUGUUGAGGGAUACUACACGGCUUUUACACACACACACUCACACACUCGGGACUUUAGAGAUAUAUUUUACUAAAUACUUGUCCGGUUUCAGAGGAUUAACUCGGAAUGUAUAGUGUAAUACACGACGUGUGCAGCUUCUCCAGCUAGCUAGCAUGCUAGCAGCCAAGCUAAAGGCUAACGAAGCUGGGUCAGUUCGAUCUCUGUGCGCGGUUCUGAUGUGUGUUCUCGCUGGUUCUGGUGAAAACGGGUCCGGAGGGGAGCGGUGCAGUGGGGUUGAGUGGUUUCGGUGGUGAAGAGCGUGUUUAGGAAAGCCCGCGGGGUUGUUCCGUGUGGACUAGCCCGAGCUAGUGAGUUUGCAGGAGACCUGGUGGCUGUGUUUGAAUUCCUGAUGGAGAUCAGGUUCAUGUCCAGGUCAUGAAGGCGUGUGAGGGAGUUAUCCCAGUCGUUUCAGCUGUGACAGGCGAGAGCCACGGCGUUAUUAAUGGCUGUAUUGUGUAGGAAGUUCACUCCCCAUAACAUGGCCAUUGUUUUCAUAUUUCAGAAGGCUGAUAUGAGUGAUGGAUGUCAGUGAUGGAGGAGGAGAGCUUGGAUUCCUGAGGGAAUGUAAAGGAGUGUCUGGAGGAACAGUUUUAACAAUCAGAAGAAGGCUUUCUUUCUUUUUCUGAAGAUGUUUAGUUUGAAAUGAUGAAUGUGAUGAUGUGUAAAUCAUCCUGUAGAUGUCAGGGUCGCUCGCACCGUCAGCUGCGAGAUGUGUGUUCGAUGGUCGUGAUGCUCCUCACAGCUCCAGCGGCUCUGUCCAUGUGGAGCUUGGCAUGUCGUCCUCCGAGUUCUCCGCUGUUCUCCCACCUUCCCAACACACACCAGUCACUGGAUUGACUAUGCAAAACUGCCCCUGUGUCUGUGUGUGUGUGUGUGUGUGUGUGUGUGUGUGUGUGAGAGUGAGGGGUGUAAAAUCCAGGCUGUUCCCCAUCUGUACUGUUUACUGAAGAUAAAUUCAUGCUAAAUUAUUGUCAUUGUAAUGUUUUGCUGCACUAUUGUGUUAUUUUACAGAAUUAAAACGAGGCAGUAUUAUGAACCUUGUCCUGUAUGAAGUGCGGACAGUUUGGGGUUUGAUGUUCACACAGAUUGUUGACAUUCAGGGUGGGGUUUUUUGUUUGUUUGUUUGUUUGUAUGAAAAUAUGAAAUAAUUUUGCAUACUUAAAUAUGGUAUAAUCGUGAAAAACAUUGUGUCCCAGAUUGCUUUGUAAACACACAGACACACACACACUCCCGAGUUUCGGCUCCCGGUUUGUUCCGGCCGCGAGGGCGAUUUCAAUACGUUCUUCUUUUGUCAAAGGCGUUUCUCUGAAAAUAUCGAAUGUAAUAUGAAACAUUUUUCAGAAGACGUUGAGCCUUUUGCGACGCCUUGUGUAUUCAUUUCUGAUCUAAUUCCUGCAGAGCUUUAUUUAUUUAUUUAUUUAUUUCCCCAGAACUAACUGUUUUCCGAUUUACUCCGUCAUUCACUGUGGAUCGUGUAAACCCAGUGUGGUCGAGUAAGAUCUGCAUUUACAGUGUAAAGUUCUAGGGAGAGGACGUCAGGCUUUUCCGCAGGAGCUGAUAGAAACCUGUCGUGAAACCGGACGUUCAUAAAUAUCCUAGCAUUAAAACGAAAAGAAGAUAGUCCUCGGUCAUCUCUGUCAAGAUUUGCUCAGAAGUGAAAAUGUGCGUGGUCCUGCGUGUUUUAGCGUUUAGCCUGCUGUACCACACUCACGCCGACUCGGGAAGGGCUGUUCAUUACCACGCCGCUAGAUGAAGUGGGAUGAAGCGUGUGCAGGAUCGAGGGUUCUCCUGGACCAGGCUUUCUUGGGUUUCUGCUGAUGUUUUGGUUGCCCGUAUAAUUUACUCGAACACGUCUUCUGGAAUAAGUGCGAGGGAUUGUGUAAUGAAUUGGUUUUAAGUCUUGCACCAACACCGGAGGACGACAUAAACCGCACCCGAGUCUCCGCAGUUAUUCACACCUUACAGAUUUGCAUGUUGAGCUAAACUCAUGUCUAAUACGAGCCUGUGAGAACGAAUCAGGUGGUCAUAAUGCACCGUGUCGGUAAAUGUUUAAGUACAGUCUUGGAAUGCACGCCAUAAUAUGUGGGAGGUAAUGGAAGAGCUAGAGUUAGAUUAAGGAAAGCCAUAUGAAGUGAUGGACGACCACACAGUGCAUCAGACGGAGCACAUGACUACCAUCGAGGCCCACGCUGUUUCUCAACAGGUCCAUGUGUCUACCUACACCGAGCACAGCAUGCUCAGCGCCGACGAGGACUCGCCUUCCUCCCCUGACGACGACAUGUAUGACGACUCGGACAUCCUGAACUCAGCAGGAACAGAUGAGGUCACAGCACAUUUGGCAGCUGCAGGUCCGGUCGGCAUGGCCGCCGCCGCCGCUGUGGCAACAGGGAAAAAACGCAAAAGGCCACACAUCUUUGAGUCAAACCCAUCGAUACGCAAAAGACAGCAGACUCGCCUGCUCAGGAAGUUGCGGGCAACACUGGAUGAAUACACGACGCGCGUCGGUCAGCAGGCCAUCGUCCUUUGUAUUUCUCCGUCCAAGCCUAACGCCGUGUUUAAGGUGUUUGGUGCCGCUCCACUCGAGAACGUGGUCAGAAAGUAUAAAAGUAUGAUCCUGGAGGAUCUGGAGAACGCCCUAGCUGAACACGCACCGCCCGGAGGUGGAGACCUGAGCUCUGAGCUGCCUCCACUCACCAUCGACGGCAUCCCGGUGUCUGUGGAUAAAAUGACGCAGGCUCAACUCCGAGCUUUCAUUCCUGAGAUGCUGAAAUAUUCUACAGGCCGGGGGAAACCUGGCUGGGGGAAGGAGAGCUGCAAGCCCAUUUGGUGGCCUGAGGACAUUCCCUGGGCCAACGUGCGAAGUGACGUGCGUACCGAGGACCAGAAACAGCGGGUGUCAUGGACGCAGGCCCUGAGGACGAUCGUUAAGAACUGCUACAAGCAGCACGGGAGAGAGGACCUACUCUAUGCAUUUGAAGACCAGCAGGUCACGCCUCAGCAGGUUGCUGCAGCCGCAGCACACAGCAUCGCACACCUGGUGCCUUCACAAACAGUCGUUCAGACAAUCACUAACCCCGACGGAACUGUCUCGCUCAUACAGGUGGGCACUGGGGCGACUGUAGCCACACUUACUGAUGCAUCCGAUUUGCCAGGCACUGUUACUGUCGCCCAGGUCAACUAUUCUACAGUGACCGACGGGGAGGUCGAGCAGAACUGGGCAACGUUGCAGGGAGGUGAGAUGACCAUUCAGACCACGCAAGCAUCCGAGGCUACACAGGCGGUAGCGUCUUUAGCGGAGGCCGCUGUCGCCGCCUCCCAAGAUAUGCAGCCAGGAGCGACCGUUACCAUGGCGCUCAACAGUGAGGCAGCGGCCCACGCUGUGGCAACGCUAGCAGAGGCUACUCUUCAAGGAGGUGGACAGAUUGUGUUAGCAGGAGAGACGGCAGCUGCGGUCGGAGCUCUCACUGGAGUGCAAGAUGCCAAUGGUUUAGUCCAGAUUCCUGUGAGUAUGUAUCAGACUGUAGUUACCAGUUUGGCCCAGGGAAAUCGGCCUGUGCAAGUCGCCAUGGCUCCGAUCGCCACGCGCAUCGACAACACCGUAACACUGGACGGGCAGGCUGUGGAGGUUGUAACCUUAGAACAAUGACUCUCCUGCCAGUAUGUUGGAUAAAAAAAACCUGUGCCCUUCCAUGAAUGGAUAUUUUUAACAGGGAAUUAAAAUGUUCCAGGAUUCAUGCUUGUUUUUUAGUAGUGUAAUCAUUGUGUUUCAAAUAAUGUUUGCUUUUUUUUUUGUUGUUGUUGUUGUUGUGCUUUGUGUUUCUAGUCAUAGGAUAUAAAUAGACCAAAUAAAUAAAUGGACCAACGUCAGUGUGGCAGCAGCAGCAGCCCCUGAAUACCAUUCUUCUACAUUUGUCCUAGCCAAAAGAAUCCUUUUUUUUCCAUCUGUUUUAAUAGCCGAAUUUAUUUUAUCCGCACGUUGAUUUCCGAACAAUGUGUCUGUGCCAUUUUAUUUACACUUCUGUUGUCCUAAAAGUCAUAAAUUGUGCUAGUUUGCUUGCAUUGUGAUAGAUCUGAUGUAGGCCAGCAGAAAAAAACAUGUACUUUAAGUGUGGGGUAUUUUUUUGUUGUUGUUUUUUUUUUUUAUUUUAAGUUUUGUUUUUUUGCAUGUCACGAGUGAAUCUACAGAAUACAAAUAUGUCUCUCUGAA
This is a messenger RNA of Ictalurus furcatus (blue catfish), 4527 nucleotides long. RefSeq names its product nuclear respiratory factor 1 (gene nrf1). Lineage: Eukaryota; Metazoa; Chordata; Actinopteri; Siluriformes; Ictaluridae. Gene Ontology annotation, biological process: regulation of transcription by RNA polymerase II. Gene Ontology annotation, cellular component: nucleus. Gene Ontology annotation, molecular function: RNA polymerase II cis-regulatory region sequence-specific DNA binding; DNA-binding transcription factor activity, RNA polymerase II-specific. The transcript is spliced from 11 exons. Bases 2455 to 3966 code for a protein of 503 amino acids. The record is from RefSeq and is a predicted model, not a curated record.